Messenger RNA from Erythranthe guttata (spotted monkey flower), 890 nucleotides. RefSeq names its product 17.3 kDa class I heat shock protein. Lineage: Eukaryota; Viridiplantae; Streptophyta; Magnoliopsida; Lamiales; Phrymaceae. The record is from RefSeq and is a predicted model, not a curated record.
ACGGCCCAAGGAAAGAACAGUUAAGUAUUUUCUAGAACAUGUUCGAAAUUCUAAUUGUACUGAAAUCCGUAUCGCUCUCGAUAUUUCAAGAAUUUGCAAGAUCAUUCUGAUCACCCAUAUAAAUACGCGUGCUUCUUCAACCAAAUCCCGUCAAAAAUUAGAAACCGAGUUAUCAAAUCAACAAGUUCAUCAUCCACCCAGUAUUAUUUUUUGCAGAGAUGUCUCUGAUUCCAAGCUUCUUUGGCAACGGCCGCCGGAGCAACGUCUUCGAUCCAUUUUCAUUGGAUGUUUGGGACCCAUUUGAGGGCUUCCCAUUCUCCUCAGCCGUCACCAAUCUCCCUUCCUCCGCCAGAGAAACAACCGCGGUGGCCAAUGCUAGGAUCGACUGGAAAGAGACGCCGGAGGCACACUUGUUCAAGGUGGAUGUUCCCGGGUUGAAGAAGGAAGAAGUGAAGGUUGAGGUUGAAGAUGGCAGUAUUCUUCAGAUCAGCGGAGAGAGAAGCAAAGAGAAAGAGGAGAAGAACGACAAGUGGCACCGUGUGGAGAGGAGCUCCGGCAAAUUCAUCCGCAGAUUCAGGCUGCCGGAGAAUGCUAAAUUGGAGGAGGUGAAGGCGGCGAUGGAGAAUGGGGUGCUGACUGUGACUGUGCCCAAAGAGGAGGUGAAGAAGCCUGAGGUCAAGGCGAUUGACAUCUCUGGUUAAUGUUUGAAUUUUAUAUUUCAGCAAGUUUUGGUUUGUCUCGUUGUAAUGAAUAAUGAAUAAUGUUGGCGUAUAUUUGGGAGCGUAUUUCUAUCCGGUUUUGUGCAAAGUGAAAUAUCACUAUGUAUAAUAGAAAUUCCGGAAUAAAGCCCAACUAGUAAAUAACAAAUUACAUUUUGCUUUUCACAUUAA